Onychostoma macrolepis is the source of this 7715-nucleotide messenger RNA. RefSeq names its product RAB11 family interacting protein 3 (class II) (gene rab11fip3). Gene Ontology annotation, biological process: regulation of cytokinesis; endocytic recycling. The record is from RefSeq and is a predicted model, not a curated record. Lineage: Eukaryota; Metazoa; Chordata; Actinopteri; Cypriniformes; Cyprinidae. Gene Ontology annotation, cellular component: recycling endosome membrane; endocytic vesicle; cleavage furrow. Gene Ontology annotation, molecular function: calcium ion binding.
ACUGUAAUUCUGGCAAACUGUCUCGAUUAUGUUAACCAUUAUUUCACCUCUCUAGCAGUUUUCAAUAGCAAAUGGUGGCAUCAUAGCCGUCACUUAACUGAUUCGCGGGAAUGUGACAUUCAAAAAAAAAAACGUUAUAAAUAUGCAUUCCAUCAUCACCAUCGCAACCAAAAGCACAGAUAACUGCGAGAGGAAUGAUUCUUGACGCCUGUGGUUUAAAGCGGCAGACUGCGGCGCCGGCGCUGCGCAUGCGUGUUGCUGACGUCGGUUUGUGUGCGUGUGUGUACACGCGAGUGUGUGUGUGUGUGAGUGAGACAGCAGCGGUUGUGUAUUGCUGCUGAUGAGAGAGAGAGAGACAGAUAUAACUGAAACAUCAUCCGUCGACUAAAAAAACAGGACCUCUCAAUUUAAAUCUUGGAUUUCAGGUUAACGGAUAAAUCGCCGCCGAAGGAUUAAAAUAAAAGGCAACCGCGCUUUAUUUGUUGGAUUAUCGGUGGUCUCGAGCUGAUUUGAUCCCGCUAACAGGCUAAUAACAAGCGCAGGUGGAUGACUCGCGAGACUCGACCUGGAUGUUGGCCUGUUUUUAAGAGAGAUAAACUGAGGAAUAAAACGCCUAGCAUCAAACCAAAUUAAGGAUUUAAAUUAACUCUGACGGGAACCAGAAACAUAUCACGGGUCUUCUUUUAUUUCGAACUGGAAAAUCAAUUGAGCGGGGGUCGUAUGGGCCAGCUAGUCGGCUAUUGGGUUUACCUCAGAUGUGGAGGAUGCUGAUGCUAACAGCUCUAGAACAAUCUAUCAUUUAAAGGUUUUUGUUUUUAGUCCAAUAUCAAAAUGACAGCUGUUUAGAACGUAGUCUGUUGUGCUUAACAUAUAAAAUAUGUUAAGCUUUAUUCUCUCAGACAGCGAGACAAUCCGAGUAAAAUGAUUGAAUACACUGCCUCGUGUUUAUAUAUCAUAACCAGACUUUAAUAAUUACUAGUUAAUCCAGGGAAGUGUCAAGCCUGUUAUAAGUGUACCAUUAAUGUGAAUUUAUAAUGAUUUGCUAAUGAGGCAGGCAGUUUUUUAAACAAGGAAGUUAGGGGUUAUGAAUUAACUCAAAUGGAAUUUGGAUAUACAGUCUGAUAUUGGCAAUGGUAUAGCUUUCUAUUUUAUGUAAUAAAUUCUAAAGUUGUAUUUUUCAUAAAUAAUUUCUGAGUUUUUUAUGAGUAGCAAUCUUAAACUGUGAAGUAAUCCUGUUAUUAUGUGUUGAUUAGGAUGUGGAUCAGCAUGUUUUGAGAAGUCUUAUGUUAAAUGGAUUAGAUGUGACUUUGAAUGCAGAACAGGGAAACGGGGCCAGCAUUUUUUUUUUUUUUUUCUUCAUGGAGAGGUUUGCAUAUCGGAAAAACUAUCUCAGCCCAUAUGAGCUGUAUUACUGCAGUGAAACAUUAUCCCUGUGUCCGCAAAAGUAAACAGUAGUUGAUCAUUUACAGGGAGGUGGACGCUUACGCAUGGGUCUCAACAAGGAUAUUUCUUUUGGUGCGUAUGCUGGAAGAGGCCACCAAAUGCUUUUGAAUUCCGAACAUUAUUACCUUGUGGGAUCAUAACAAAGGAUUGGAAUUUCUGGAAUAUUUCCAUUUGUCAGAGGAGAGAACUCUUCUUUUCAAUGGAGCAAGUUCUCUCCAGCCCUCAGGGGUGUUCUGAGUGGGAGGUGAGCGGGAAAGCUGAGUGGGAAUCUGAGCAGAAUCCUCUCGGAUUUCUCCUUAUGGAUAAAGAUAACAGUUCUGUUGGUGAUUCUACUAAUGAAAUUUUUCAGGAAAAUGCCAUAAACCUAGAUGACCUGUUUUGGUCCUCUCAGUAUUCUGGGCAGACGUAUUCCUGGGAAAAUGGUUUGGAAUGUGUCUAUCCCGAAUGGAAGACUCAGCCUCCUCCUUCCCAAGAUCUCAAAGCAGAGUGUUCUCCUGGAGGUUCGGAAAUUGUUGAUGGAGAUCUCAUCUGUUUUAAUUCUAGAUCUACUAGUCCUACGCUCUCAAACAUACCUGUGCAGAACCAAAACAACUUUUAUGACCUUCCUGAGCAGGUGCCUGAUUUCCUGCAACCUGUGGAGGUUACUGCCACUUCAAACUCUCUAGAUGUGUACACAGGUGAGAUGGGUAUUAUUGACCCCACAAUUCAGUCUGACAAAACACUACUACAAGAAACUCACCUCCUUGAGGACACACUUUUAACAAACUGUGAAUUCAGCCAUAAUUCCUUUGAGGAAAGAACAUUAGUGAACAACGACAGUCAGUGCUUGCUUCCACACGGGACUCUUCUCACUCUGGAAUCUGAAGGUUUGUUGCCCGUUUCUCAUGUGGAGUUGUCAUGUACAGAUACGAACUCAAACCCCAAGCCUUCAAUUAUUUGUCAGACACCUUUAUCUACACCAGAACACAUCUACCUCUCAUCCUCAGCCCUUUCCUGUGAGGCCAUCCCUCCGAGGACAUGUACAGAACCAACUGUCCUGUCAUUUCACGAGGGUAGUGCUCCCCUUCCAAUGGAUGAGGUAGAGAUGUUGUUACCUGGGCUGCUGGUUGGAGCUCUAUACUCUGAACAGGAGAGUAGUAAGCCCUCAGCUAGUAACGAGACCCAUGACGAUGAUCUUCAGAGCCAAGAAACAACAGACGCUAACAUAGAAACAACACAACUAUCUUCUGAAGCAGAGACUGUCUGUAGGACUCCAUUAGGUGAGUCUUGCAUAUCACCUGAACUUUGUGAAGAAGUGUUGUGUGAUUUAUCCACAGAACGCACAUUUGAUGUACCUUUGGAAAUGGUUGGAGAAAAGAUAGAGGAGGAGGUUUCGUCCGAUGCUACAACUGAUAGCGUUUUUUCUGAAGCAAAAACAGAACUCACACCAAUUAUUUUUGUUGAUUUACAAGCAGAAGAUUCUUCAACUGAAAGCCUGCUUGACAACGAUGAACAUAAAGAGUCCACAACAGCCUUGCCAGUCAGAACAUCUGAGCAUAAUGCCUUAAUUGACCUCUCACCUGAAGAUGACAUCUUAUUUGAGGACCACAGUCAGCCCACACAUUUAGCUGAAGCCUUAUCUGAGAUGCCCUGUGAUGGAGAUAUUCCUGAUUCCAUGCUUGAGAUCUUAACAGACAGCAUCUCUUGCGAAGCUGUGCCAUCUUUAGACUCUGUAAUUCCACCUGUGACAGAUGCUGUUGAGCUAACAGAACAGGACAAAUGUGAUGCAAACUCACCCAAUCUUGAAUCUAAUGCACUCACCUUUGAAUUUCAGGAUAAUGUAACAAAUGUAGAAACAGACAACAUAGACAGUGACCCCGAGGCUAUGGAGACACAGCGAGCCGAUGGUACAACCACAAUAGGUAACACAGAAGACUCGGACACACUCAAAGUUUUAGAGAGCUCAGAUUUGCAUCAAAAUCAGGAGGCAACCAGUUUGCAAAUUGUUUAUUUAAACCUAGAUAACAGUAAAGCUGACAACAAUCAAGAACUGAACGCAAUGAGUGAAACCUGUCAGGAACAAGUCAGUGCUCAACAAAAAGAGAGCACGCUUGUGGAAAAUCUCACAACUUUGGACCAACUGAAUGACUCUUUGACUGCAAACUCAAGUGCAAUUGUAAUAGAUACACCUGAAGAAAAUGUAACAGGUCACAAUACACCACCGGAUGUUGAAGAGAAACUUGACUGUGUGUCUUUACAGGGAGGGGAGAGAUCAGAUUGCAGUAUGUCUACUCCGAAUCAAGUCAUACCUCAUUGUGCAAGUAAUCCCGAUUCUUUAGAGUCCACUCCCUUCACCUGUGCAGGUGGUCAGCUGACCGUGACGGGUGGACUUGUGGGGCCGGAUCUUACAGAGACCACAGAGACUCCCAGCCAAUUGCGUGAAGCUACUGGAGAGGGAGAGGCGGAGUUUCCUGCUCGGCUUACACAUCAGGAGGAUUUCCAUCAGCUGACACCAUCACAGAUAGACCAGGCACAAGAGCAACAAGUGAGCUCAGUCGCCCCCAGCUCUCCUCCCUCACACAGAAAUGUCUUUCCCUGUGGAGCCAGCCUGGAUGGGGAGGCCUACUUGACCUUAAUGGAGAAUAAUCCUGAUACUCCCAACAUUCCCAAACAUGCAGAAAUGACUCUGGAUCUGUGCAAGGCCUCAGAUGCUCUAACGACCAAAUCGCUCCAUGACCAGAGGGUCCCUGUGGAUUUGAUAAACGUGCCCAUAGUUUCCUCAACAGCCCAUAAAAGCGAGGAGCAGUCGGCUCUCCGAGCAGUUUUCCAGGCUUUGGAUCAGGACGGGGAUGGAUUUGUCCAUAUUGAGGAGUUCAUCGAGUUUGCAAAAGCAUAUGGAGCCGAACAGGUGAAGGAUCUGACACGGUUCUUGGAUCCCAGCGGUCUGGGUGUGAUCAGUUUUGAGGAUUUCCACAGAGGCAUCAGCGCAAUCAGCAAUGACGGAUCUGAUCCAGACAUCUACAAGACUCAUCUCAGCGCAGUGGAAGCCAAUGGACCUCCAGAGGAAUACGACGAGCAGGCGGAGGUCUCAGACAGCGCCUAUCUCGGGUCGGAGAGCGCCUACAGUGAGUGCGAAACAUUCACGGACGAGGACACGACGGCUCUGGUCCAUCCAGAACUCCAUGAGGAUGUGGAGACCGACAGCGGCAUUGAAAACACACUCACGGAUGGAGACGAUCGCAACAGGUUCACACUGGGCUCUGAUUUGAAUGGCCACACCCUCGUGGCCGUGAUUGGAGGAGAGGAGGAGCACUUUGAGGAUUUCGGUGAGAGUAACAACACGUCAGACCUGCUGCUGACCAAUCAGGUGAUGGAGGGCGGGACCAGAGGGGAGGGAACUACAGAGCCACACCCAGACAGCCCACUGCCCCGCCCACUGAUGCUGCUAUCGCCUAGUUCCAGCAAGAGGCUGUCCAGUAAGAAAGCAGCAAGACACUUGCAGCAGUCUGGCACUCUGGAUGUCAUGGGAGAUCUGACUCAAGACAUUUUGGACCUUGCGGAUCGUGACAUCACAGACAAGGUGCUGCUGUUGGAGAAGCGCGUGUGCGAGCUGGAGAAGGACUCGUUGGAGAGCGAAGAGCAGCAUGCGCGCCUGCGGCAGGAGAACCUCACUCUCGUCCACCGCGCAAACGCUCUGGAGGAACAGCUAAAGGAACAGGAGCUGCACGCGGAGGAGAACUUACUCUUGCACACACGUAAACACAGAGAUGCUCUGAACAAACUCCAGCGAGAGAGAGACCUGGAGAUCGAGAACCUCCAGGCCAGGUUGCAUCAGUUGGAUGAGGAGAACAGUGAGCUGAGGUCAUGUGUUCCCUGUCUGAGAGCCAACAUCGAGAGACUGGAGGAGGAAAAGAGGAAACUUCAGGAUGAGGUAGAUGACGUCACAGAUCGACUGAACGAAGAAAUCGAAUCUCGCAGGAAAAUGGCCGACAAACUGAGCCAUGAACGUCACACAAACCAUAAAGAGAAGGAGUGCACUCAGGGGUUGAUAGAGGACUUAAGAAAGCAGCUGGAACACCUGCAGCUGUUUAAGUUGGAGACUGAAGCGAGAAGAGGCCGAUCGGCCAGCUCCGGCCUGCAGGAAUACAACACUCACAUGAGAGAGAACGAACUGGAGCAGGAGAUACGCAGACUCAAACAGGACAACCGCAGUCUGAAGGAGCAGAACGACGAGCUGAACGGUCAGAUCAUUAAUCUGAGCAUCCAGGGAGCAAAGAGUCUUUUUACAGAGUCUCUCUCAGAGUCGCUCGCCGCCGAGAUCAACAACGUCUCCCGCGCUGAGCUGAUGGAGGCCAUCCACAAACAGGAGGAGAUCAACUUCCGCCUGCAGGACUACAUCGACCGCAUCAUCGUCGCCAUCAUGGAGUCCAACCCCUCCAUCCUGGAGGUCAAAUAAUCACCAUUGACGACCCUACCUGAUUUAUGAACUGAAACGGGAGGCGAGAGGCAUACAGAACAGACUUGCAGAUGAUGUGAAGAAUCCAAUCAUUAUUUUGAUCAAAUGAUUUAAUAAUACAGAGCACUGUUAGUUGAAUGAGUUUCUGUGUGUGUGUGUGUGUGUGUGUGUGUGUGUGUGAACGGCCCUGUCCUUCGGUUCCUGUGACUUCCCUAUGUUUUGGGAUUGAGGUGCCCAUUCCCUCUGUAUAUGUGUUCACAAUUCAUAGAUUGAAUUUCAGGGUAAGAAUCUAGUUUGUUUUAAGUUACCAGUAAGUCUGGUUUAAGCAGUCACACCGUUAGCCCAUGUGAAGGAUAUUUGCUGACCUGAGGGUUGAGCGUGUGCGUACGAUUAGCUCGUAAACGAGUUUUUGCAGAAUGUUAGUGCUGUUUUCACUUGCGUUUUUUCUUUAAAUUUCUUAUUUAUUACGAUGAUGCGGAACGCAGAGGAUCAAGGGAGGCCGAUGCCCACCAAGGGAGUUUGCAGUGUUGCAUUGUGGGUAAGGUAAAAGAUCCUGUGCGAUUUCUUGCUGAGGAUAUUCGUCAACCGCCUCCUGUCCUGGAUUCUUUCCAAAAGACUUUGAUUUUCUGUACAGAUGACUCUUUAAAUCUCACUGGAAAUGUUCAUUGCACUCUGAUUAAUUUUAUUUUGAGAUAAUAUUGUUUGCUAUUUAAAUUGUUUGAAAGAAAAUGAGGUGAAGUUGUUCUAUCAACUUUGGCGGGAAAAAGAAGCGGAGCGGACACUGAAGCACUUAAUGGAAUUCUAACCGUUAACAAACACGGGAAAAAAGAACUUUUGCUUCUUUCUGCUUUUCAAAACUCUUUCCGUCUCUCUCUGGUGAAAUCUGAUGUAAAUAUCGAUCUGGAACGUUUGUAUCUUUCGUUCUUGGAAUCGUAUUUUUAUGGACAAAUGGAAUUAAGAUUCCCUUUCGUUUUGUCUUCCACUCGACCGGUCUCUUUUCGUCUGUUCCAGCGCGCCAUUAUGGAUGUACUUCCCGCUCUUCGGGGACAAGCAUGUUUGAUUUUUCACUUUUUUCCUCCAGAAAAUCCAGUGGAGAGAUUUAAAUGAGUUUAAAUGAAAGAUUAGACCUAAUCCUUCUUAUUGCCUCUUUUUGGAUUGUGGAAAAGCACGCUGCAGUUUACAUUUUUAUUUUCCCUCUUCUCUGCCUCGCGCAUUCUGGUUUUCAAGACCCAUCCUAUCAGUUUUUCUUACAAGACAAUGCUGGAGAACAUUUGAAGAUGAUUCCGCUGCUGUCACUUCUGUAUGGCUGUUUUAAAGCUACUGUAAUGAUACUGAUGGACCUUAAAGCGCGGGAACGCUGCUUCUGUAAACUUUUGAAUACGCGGCUGUCUCGUUUCUUAAUAAGGGAAGACCUGAAUCUACUGCUCUUGAUCUGUCUGAUGUUAAACAGCUGUUGUAUAUGAUUUAAAAUAUGUCAACACACAUUUUCAGUGUCCAAAGACAACAUUUCACCGCUUAGGAGUUCUGCUUGCCACUUAGACUUUAAAAGACUAAUAAUAGUUAUAAAUACAUGUAAAAAAUAAAACAAAAAAAGGACUCCUCUUAAUGAAGGAUACAAUUGUAAAAAAAAAAAAAAUGUUUACUCUAAUUGUUAAGGUUACUGUAUAAAUGAAAGAUAUCAGUAUUGUCUUCUGUUGAAUGUUUUGCUUUCUUUUGAAGAUGCCCCCAUAAGAUGUAUCUUUUACUGUUCGGGGUCUUAUAGAUUUUCAAAUAAUUGUAUGAAGGUUAAAAGAAAAGUGAAAAUAAAAUUAGUCACCAAUAAAUUAAGUGCAAAUAA